AUGAUGAUGAUGAUGAUGAUGAUGAUGAUGAUGAUGAUGAUGAUGAUGAUGAUGAUGAUGAUGAUGAUGAUGAUGAUGAUGAUGAUGAUGAUGAUGAUGAUGAUGAUGAUGAUGAUGAUGAUGAUGAUGAUGAUGAUGAUGAUGAUGAUGAUGAUGAUGAUGAUGAUGAUGAUGAUGAUGAUGAUGAUGAUGAUGAUGAUGAUGAUGAUGAUGAUGAUGAUGAUGAUGAUGAUGAUGAUGAUGAUGAUGAUGAUGAUGAUGAUGAUGAUGAUGAUGAUGAUGAUGAUGAUGAUGAUGAUGAUGAUGAUGAUGAUGAUGAUGAUGAUGAUGAUGAUGAUGAUGAUGAUGAUGAUGAUGAUGAUGAUGAUGAUGAUGAUGAUGAUGAUGAUGAUGAUGAUGAUGAUGAUGAUGAUGAUGAUGAUGAUGAUGAUGAUGAUGAUGAUGAUGAUGAUGAUGAUGAUGAUGAUGAUGAUGAUGAUGAUGAUGAUGAUGAUGAUGAUGAUGAUGAUGAUGAUGAUGAUGAUGAUGAUGAUGAUGAUGAUGAUGAUGAUGAUGAUGAUGAUGAUGAUGAUGAUGAUGAUGAUGAUGAUGAUGAUGAUGAUGAUGAUGAUGAUGAUGAUGAUGAUGAUGAUGAUGAUGAUGAUGAUGAUGAUGAUGAUGAUGAUGAUGAUGAUGAUGAUGAUGAUGAUGAUGAUGAUGAUGAUGAUGAUGAUGAUGAUGAUGAUGAUGAUGAUGAUGAUGAUGAUGAUGAUGAUGAUGAUGAUGAUGAUGAUGAUGAUGAUGAUGAUGAUGAUGAUGAUGAUGAUGAUGAUGAUGAUGAUGAUGAUGAUGAUGAUGAUGAUGAUGAUGAUGAUGAUGAUGAUGAUGAUGAUGAUGAUGAUGAUGAUGAUGAUGAUGAUGAUGAUGAUGAUGAUGAUGAUGAUGAUGAUGAUGAUGAUGAUGAUGAUGAUGAUGAUGAUGAUGAUGAUGAUGAUGAUGAUGAUGAUGAUGAUGAUGAUGAUGAUGAUGAUGAUGAUGAUGAUGAUGAUGAUGAUGAUGAUGAUGAUGAUGAUGAUGAUGAUGAUGAUGAUGAUCUACUAUACUAAACCGUUUAUUAGCUAA
Messenger RNA from Schistosoma mattheei, 1101 nucleotides. The record is from the annotation of a GenBank genome assembly. Lineage: Eukaryota; Metazoa; Platyhelminthes; Trematoda; Strigeidida; Schistosomatidae.